This is a messenger RNA of Rhinocladiella mackenziei CBS 650.93, 2649 nucleotides long. RefSeq lists its product as uncharacterized. The coding region runs from base 1 to 2649 and encodes 882 amino acids. Lineage: Eukaryota; Fungi; Ascomycota; Eurotiomycetes; Chaetothyriales; Herpotrichiellaceae. Gene Ontology annotation, biological process: DNA-templated transcription; regulation of transcription by RNA polymerase II. The transcript has 7 exons. The record is from RefSeq and is a predicted model, not a curated record. Gene Ontology annotation, molecular function: RNA polymerase II cis-regulatory region sequence-specific DNA binding; zinc ion binding; DNA-binding transcription factor activity, RNA polymerase II-specific. Gene Ontology annotation, cellular component: chromatin.
AUGACAAAUCCCGAUACGUUUCUCAGCGACUACCACCCAUCGCAAACAUCACUCAAACCAUCCCAUACCAACAAUUCGCCCAAGGAAAGGAAAUGUCCCUAUUGUCCCAGAGAAUUUGUCAAGGCUGAUCAUUACCAUCGUCAUAUCCGAUCACAUACCAAGGAGAAGCCUUUUCGCUGCAAUAUUUGUCGAAAGGCCUAUCCACGCCAUGAUACUCUUCUGCGCCAUUCAAGGAUUCACAAAAGCAAUACAGAUGGCAACCGUAAGGACAACAAGCCAACUACGACCAAUGUCAUCCACGCGCCUGAUCAGGGUAAUUCGCCAUCCGAUGCUUCGUCCACUACAGGCUCGUCUCGGUGCCUCGAAACGACAACAACCAUCAGAGCCGCCGAAGAUGCACACAGAUCGAGUUCGCGUUUGACAAGCGGCUCGGUCAGGCCAGGAGUCCACGAGAUCCUCCUAGACGAGUCUAGUGCUUCUCUCCAAUCAUUUUUCCCGACGCCUUCGCGCGAAGACGUAUCUUCCCAAUCCUUGAGCGUAUUGGUCGACAUAGGAACCGACUCUUAUACGUCUAAUGUCCCCAAUCAAUCAGAGCCCGCCAUAGGCAUGUUGACUGGCACUACAGGAGGCGAAGCGGAUACAGUGUAUCUGUCACAGGGUGGUGAAUUCGACAUUAACGACUCCCAAACUAGAGCAGCAGCUUUCAUGGAUAAUCUCACGGGGCUUGAUUCUGCAAACUGGCUUCUAGAGGACAAUUUCGACCUCGCCAUUUUUGAUCGCAUGAAUCCGUGGGCGACGCUUAGUACGAACCAAUCCGUUCACGACCAUUCUCGAAGUCUGACGUCGUACCGUCAACUGACCGAAAAACCUGGUACAGCACCUCAGAUCCUUGAUCUGAGGCACGUCUGGUAUAUCCAAGUCAGGAAUGCAGACAAUGAUUUCGGCGCUGGCUCUGGUAGUGUUACUCCGAGACAGAGAGACUCCGCAUACGGCGAUGACAUCGAUGAAUCUUAUCGCGCCAACAUGGCUCGAGAUCUUCGGCCGCCUUUUCGAGAUGAACCACUUCCAUCAAUCGACUUUAUGAAUUUAUGUAUCCACUUGUUCUUCACUCGAUUCAAUGUCACAUUACCCCUUAUACACGCCCCGACCUUUCGACCGACGGCACACAAUGCAUUGUUGGUACUGUCCAUGUGUUCGAUUGCCACAUUCUCUUUGGGUUCGGAAGUGGCCACGAAGGCGGGCUCUAUGCUUUUCGAACGAGUCAACAAAGCCAUUCUUGGUGCCCCAUGGGAAAGAUUCCUUACAAGAAGCUCGGACAACACCUGGAAUUCGACAAAAGCCUCGAUAAUUGGGCAAACAUUUGCGCUUCUCUCUGGGGACCCUGCUCAUCGUGCCACCGCCGCUGCAUUUCAUGGUUCCUUAAUAUCGAUUGCUCGCCACUCCAACCUCUUCGGUGAAACGGCCCCUUUCCGUCUUGCUGAUAACUUGUCUCCGGACGAAUUGGCUAGAACUUGGAAGAGAUGGGCUAGAAAAGAAGAGUUGAAAAGGCUUGCUCUCAUCCUUUACGUUCAUGAUGCUGAAAUAGCAGCCCUGUUUCAUCAUGAACCAGUUUUCCGUCACAACACAACAAGCCUACCCACAGCCUGUUCUUCAGAACUAUUCUCGGCCCCCUCAGCUGCUGCAUGGGCGAUGAUAUUCAGAGCUGAACAACGAGAGAGACAGAUUCAUCGAAGGGAGUCUCGUUCUCACACCCAAAAUCCUUUCAGCAUGUGCCCAUGGGGCCUUUCGACGGCAACUCAACAGUCUGAAUUAUCAUUUCACAAGGAUUUACGGGAGCUCAGUAUGCUCAACGUAUACACUACGCUCUCCGGCAUCGGCGCGUCAAUUUGCGAAUGUCGACAUUUGGAUUUUCUCUCGUUCAAUAUGAUCAGCAAAUUUGAAUCCGAUCUCCUCACUUGGUACACCUCUGUCUCGGACUCCUACAGAAAGCUGGGUGAUCAUUCAGCACAGUCUGACCCCCCAUUCAGUUUGUUACCUUUAUGGCACUAUACAUUCAUGACGCUAACAACGGAUCUUCGCACCCUGGAAUUAGCUGUGGGAAAAGAAGGAAGUGAGGUCGCCUCUUCUACGCGGGAAUACGUUUUAUCUUGGAUCUCGUCCGUGGAUUCAAAAAGAUGUCUUCUAAAUGCGCUAUUUCUGCAGAAUUUGAUUGUGUCAACCACCAUGGGCUCGUUUGUUGCAAUCCACACUCCCCGGAUUUUAUUCUCUGCGGCACUUUGCUGGUAUUGCUACAUGUUGUACCUACCUCAGAGCCCGUCGGCGGGCGACGUUUGGACAUCAUCUCUUCCAGAUCAGAUGGAAUCCUUUCAGUCUUUUCCGGAGGUGCAAUUGUCGCGCGAGAGCAAUCCGAUAUCAAAUAUCUACAGCGAGACCAUACCUUGCUUUAGGAAAAUCCUUGACGCAAACCCGGCUGAAAUGAAAGCAAACACUACCUGUGUUCUGGAGUCUAUCCUUCGGAGGCUAGGGACAAACGGCAUCUCGAGGAGAUUCGCAGAUAUCAUUCAAAUUUUUGUAUAUGGAGAGCCGGACAAGGAAAACAUGGAUGACAUAGUGUCUCGCCAUGAUUUUCAGUUGACUAUGUCCUCAUGA